This is a messenger RNA of Fusarium falciforme, 654 nucleotides long. RefSeq names its product DSBA domain-containing protein. Bases 1 to 654 code for a protein of 217 amino acids. The transcript has 2 exons. The record is from RefSeq and is a predicted model, not a curated record. Lineage: Eukaryota; Fungi; Ascomycota; Sordariomycetes; Hypocreales; Nectriaceae. Gene Ontology annotation, molecular function: oxidoreductase activity.
AUGUAUGAGUCUCAGGUCACGUUUGUCAUGGACACCAUAUGUCCUUGGCUCGAUCACGCUCUUGACCAAGUCCGUUCCUCAUCCUCUUCCACCAUCUCCUUCACCCUCCAUUUCUCCCCCUUCCAGCCAAGCCCCAACCGCGAGGCCACAAUCCCAGACCGUGCCGCGCAUGCCCUCCACCACAAGCACAACGACAAUGCAACCGCUCAGCAACUCUUCCAGGCACACAUGCUCUCCCUGGCGGAACCGCUAAACGUCCCGCUCGGUUUCACAGGGCCGACGGGCAACUCCUUUCCCGCUCACCGGGUUAUUCAGCAGGUCCAGGAGGUAUAUGGGACGGACACUACGAAUAAGCUCGUGGAUGCGAUAUUUAGGCUGUACUUUGCAGAGGGAAGACAUCCUGGCGAAGAUGAGAUGCUGAUCGAGGCUUGUGUUGAGGCUGGAGUGGAUGAGAAAGAGGCCAAGAGCCUGGUGGAGGACAAGGAGAAGGGUGAGAGAGACACUAAGGAGAAGAUUAGAAGUAUAGGGAUGGAUAUUGAUUCGGUGCCAACUGUGAUUAUAGAAGGACGUAGGAGAGACUUGACGCUGACGGGGCUGAAAGAAGUUGCCGAGUAUGUGAAGGCCUUCGGGACGAUCACCAAGGAGAGCACUUAG